CAAACUCGGGUCAUAUGAGCGUCAUCAGCGGGUCUGGGGCCAGAGACAGCGGUGGCACCGGAGCGCCAUGUCACCGAGCAGCCGGAGCGCCGCGCCGGGAUGGAGGAGACGGAUUUAGCCGCAGCGAGCCAGCCGUGACCGCGGAUAGCACAAGGCCCCAGAAAAAUGAAUUGUCUCCAGAAAUAAAGGUUCCAGUGUUUCCCACAUUGCCGGUGUUCCCGAGCCCCACGUCUAACCCUGCUCGACCCGCCCUCCUCGGCCAUGACGUCCAAGUCGUCUCUGCUGAAGGUGAUCCUGCUGGGUGACGGCGGCGUGGGCAAGUCCUCGCUCAUGAACCGCUACGUCACCAACAAGUUUGACACGCACCUCUUCCACACCAUCGGCGUGGAGUUCCUCAACAAGGAGCUGGAGGUGGAUGGCCGCACUGUCACCCUGCAGAUCUGGGACACGGCGGGCCAGGAGCGCUUCCGCAGCCUCCGCACGCCGUUCUACCGCGGCUCCGACUGCUGCCUGCUCACCUUCAGUGUGGACGACGGACAGAGCUUCCACAACCUGGCCAACUGGAAGAAGGAGUUCACGUACUACGCCGACGUCAAGGACCCCGAGAACUUCCCCUUUGUGGUGCUCGGCAACAAACUGGACGUGCCCGAGCGCCAGGUGUCAGGUGAGGACGCGCGCCAGUGGUGUCGCGAGAACGGAGGACACCCGUACUUCGAGACGAGCGCCAAGGACGCCACCAAUGUGGCCUCGGCCUUCGAGGAGGCGGUACGCCGAGUUCUGGCACUGGACGACAGAGCGGAGCACCUUAUCCCGACCAACACGGUGGACCUCCACAGGAAAAACCACUCCAACUCCUCCUGCUGCUGAACUGCCGCGUCGCAACCUCCAGACGACUGAGUGUGCUGAACAUUUUCGACUUGACCGGUCAAAAUGACGCAACAGAAGAUCACAUGCAGCGAUGGCAGCCAGCCUCUUGCAGCCAUCUGGCUGGUGGCUGCUACUGUGGCCUCACGAGGGCUGGGCUGGGCUGUGGCCUGUGACUCUGCAAAAAGAGGAACUACUUUUUGUUCCACUGUGGUCAGUGGUGCAACCGGUCAGCUCUAAAUCUUAGUCUCAUCUCAGUCAGACUCUUUCACACACACUCACACACUUGGACUGGACCAAUAUCAACUUUUUAGGACGGAUACCAAUAUGUAUGUAGAGUGAAGAUGCCAAUAUUUGGUGCCAGUAUUCAGUAUUUUUUCAGUUUGACCGUUUGAAAGCCCAAAAAAUUGCAAGUAGUCCACAUCUCUGUAUUAUUCACCUCAAGAUGAUACAGCAUUUACAAAACGCCGACGUGUUCAACAACAGGAAACGUCUGGAAUACAUUAGGCUUUGAAAUGAGGAACUAAUUUUCAUGAACCGUCAAACAAUUAAAUGAAAUUGAAUGGAGUUCCACUGCAUUGACAUGAAAUUGGAGGCUGACUACAUGACUGGCCAACAUAGUGUUUUAUUUAAUUAAUGGUCUAACUCUACACACACCAGCCACUACUGAUAAAAUAAGACUUUCACACAGGUAUAAAUAAAAAGUGUCAGAUUCAGGUUCACAAAGGCCACAACUAAAGAAAAAAAAAACUCUCCAGCUACUGUAACUUGUUUAAUUUUAGCCACUGCCUGUCUGGAAAGUUUUAAUGAGAAUGACUAUAAUGGUGCAGAUUUUUUGUGUCUACAUUCCUCCCUCUGGGAGGUGGAGGGCUGUGCUAAUCAUAUGAGGAUGAAGUUGUAUUAAGUAAUGACUUUGAUGAUUCAGAUGUUGUUUUUACAGUGUUUUAAAUAAACGGCCAUCACUUUGUGUUCUCUUGGGGCGACUGUGUUAAAGCAGAGAGUAUUGUUUAUUUGUAAGUUAAAUCAUUUUUGUGUCGGUGAUGCCAUGAUGCAGAUACGUUGGUAGUUCUUUUAACAAGAACAACGAUAAACAACUUAUUUUUUGUCACUACUGAGUCCAAAUAAACUCUGUAUUUCCUUGAAUGAAAAGAUCA
Myripristis murdjan (pinecone soldierfish) is the source of this 2018-nucleotide messenger RNA. RefSeq names its product ras-related protein Rab-9A-like. Gene Ontology annotation, molecular function: GTPase activity; GTP binding. Gene Ontology annotation, biological process: retrograde transport, endosome to Golgi; Rab protein signal transduction. Gene Ontology annotation, cellular component: lysosome; late endosome; phagocytic vesicle. The transcript is spliced from 3 exons. Bases 262 to 867 code for a protein of 201 amino acids. NCBI's taxonomy places the organism in Eukaryota, Metazoa, Chordata, Actinopteri, Holocentriformes, Holocentridae. The record is from RefSeq and is a predicted model, not a curated record.